Messenger RNA from Paramuricea clavata, 327 nucleotides. NCBI's taxonomy places the organism in Eukaryota, Metazoa, Cnidaria, Anthozoa, Malacalcyonacea, Plexauridae. The record is from the annotation of a GenBank genome assembly.
AUGGUGAAAAAACUAAUGACCCAACUUAACGAGAGAGACACACGAUGUAGACUUUUGGAAAAAGAACUAGACUAUAUUCGAUCGUGGUACAUUGCAGGUUCCCAACCAAAGUACCCCCCGUUUCAGUCUCUACCUAUGGCCGUUUACGGGGGCCCUGCCCUCCGCGAUAUGUACUGUAAUCAAAGUGCUGUUAUUCAAGAAAUUCCAGUAUUCUCCCGCAAUGGGGAGAGCCCUUCUUUGACUAAUCGAAUUAAAUCGGAUGAACUGGAGCGAGACUCGGGUUCGGGAAAAAAAGACGAGAACGAUUCGAAAGAAGAGAGCGAAUAA